UUCUUCCGUCCUCGUUGACCAGGCGAAUGUACAGUAGCAGCAGUAAAACGAUGCGUACAACGACCGAAACAAAAAGAACAGGUGAAAAAAAAAAAAGAUAAAGAAAAUUUUAGUGAAGUAGGCUGUUUUGGACCUUUUGGUCUUGUUCAGUUAGCUGCCUCGGAGUCUGCAUAUAAGGUUGAGGAUUCUUCUGGAGGUUCUGUGUUAUUUCAAUUAUUGAGAUCAGCAGUUUUGCUGGGUUAUUUUUUUGGAGCUAAUAUGAGUUUCACGGGUCCUUCCAUGGGUUCUGGUGGUACAACUGCUAGAAGGGCAUUUGAGUUUGGAAGGACCUAUGUGGUUAGGCCCAAAGGUAAACACCAAGCUACUGUUGUAUGGUUACAUGGUCUAGGUGAUAAUGGAUCAAGCUGGUCCCAGCUCUUGGAGACUCUUCCUCUUCCAAAUAUUAAAUGGAUCUGCCCAACUGCUCCAACUCAACCUAUAACUGUUUUUGGUGGCUUCCCAUCUACAGCAUGGUUUGAUGUGGGAGACCUUUCAGAAGAUGCUCCCGAUGAUGUGGAGGGUUUAGAUGCUGCUGCGGCACAUGUCGCAAAUUUAUUGUCAACAGAACCGGCUGACAUUAAACUUGGUAUUGGAGGCUUCAGCAUGGGUGCAGCUACUUCCUUAUACUCUGCAACAUGCUUUACUUUAGGGAAGUAUGCAAAUGGAAAUCAGUACCCUGGCAAUUUGAGUGCGGUUGUUGGAUUAAGUGGCUGGCUUCCAUGUUCAAAGACCUUGAGUAACAAAAUUGAGGGGGUGGAAGAAGCUGCAAGGCGUGCCAUAUCCCUGCCCAUAUUGCUCUGUCACGGCAAAGGUGAUGAUGUGGUUCCUUACAAAUUUGGCGAGAAAUCCUCACGGGUUCUGGCUUCUACUGGAUUCCAGGAUGUGACAUUCAAGGCAUACAAUGGGCUCGGCCACUACACAAUCCCUCAAGAGAUGGACGAGGUCUGCACUUGGCUGACAUCCAAAUUGGGGCUUGAAGGUUGCUCUUCAUGAUAUCAUUAAAGAUUGAGCAACAGCUUGGAGAUUGGAGAUGAUGGAAAAAUGGAAGAUAAAAAUUAUUUACAGUUGCAGGAAACAAAACUACGUAGCCCAAGUGUCAUCUGGGUCUGUUGCUCGUGAUAGUUAGAUUUUGCUAUCAGUAAUCUGUUCUUUCUUUUGUACUUAAAAACUCGGGUGAAUUUCAUUUAUGAAUCAUGGGAUUGUAUA
Hevea brasiliensis (rubber tree) is the source of this 1245-nucleotide messenger RNA. RefSeq lists its product as uncharacterized. The transcript is spliced from 10 exons. The coding region runs from base 259 to 1032 and encodes 257 amino acids. NCBI's taxonomy places the organism in Eukaryota, Viridiplantae, Streptophyta, Magnoliopsida, Malpighiales, Euphorbiaceae. The record is from RefSeq and is a predicted model, not a curated record. Gene Ontology annotation, molecular function: hydrolase activity.